ACCCCAUCCCAACUCACCGCAUCCCAUCUCAUGCAUACCAUACGCAUCUCGCCCUCCAAACAAAGGUCGCUCUAAUUUCAUUUCAGAGAACCGAAUAGCAGAGAACGCUCUUCCUCCCCACUUCCCCCUCCCGUUCAGCACAGUGGCCGUCGCAAACAGCGCUAGUAGUCUAUCGAUCAUACAGCGGCGGCAGUGCUGCUGGGGCUCUUGCCGUGCGCUAGUUAUCCCCGCUUCGCUCAAGCUGACAUCAGCUCUCGCGGCUCCUUCUGCCGCUUCGCCCUGACUCGUUUCACCAACUGCGCGCGUUCCCAAGUUACUACCAAACCUCGAUUUCUCUUCGACAAUGAGUUUCGCCACGUGCGACCUGUGCGACGACAAUCACGACGCGGUCAUGCGAGGCGAAAUCCGCGUUCUAGAGCCUGGCCUCGUCUCCUACGGCGGCCGGACCGCAUCUUGCGGCCGAGUCGUCACCUUAAAGCUCUUUGAAGACAACACAUUAGUGCGCUCCGAGGUCGAGCAGCCCGGUGAAUCGCGGAUCUUAAUAAUCGACGGUGGAGGGAGCCGGCGCUGCGCGUUACUGGGCGGGAAUCUAGCCGUCGAGGCGGCUAAGAACGGCUGGGCGGGCGUUUUUGUCAGCGGGUGCGUGCGUGACGUGGACGAGAUUCGCGGGUGCAACGUGGACGUGCGAGGGCUUGCCACGUGUCCUGUGAAGAGCGUGAAGAAGGGGCAAGGGGAGAGGAACGUUCCUGUGAAAAUUCAGGGGGUGAUGGUCCACCCUGGAGACUGGUGCUAUGCCGAUAAUGAUGGAAUAAUCUUCUCGGCCAAUCCCCUUAUCCCACAUGGAUCAAGGCAAUAAGCGCUCCAAGCAACGUAUUCAGGCCGAAUGGGCUACUUCUACUACACUCUAGGGAAGUACUGUACUGCAGCUGACUUACUGUAUCGGGCAAGUAGUUGCCUGUAAGAUGUGCUUGUGAAUGUGUUAGAGUUACCAAGUGCUGGUUUCAGCAAACCAUUGCUUGUGCUGGCUGGGUGGAGCCCAGAGGAUCGACCUAUUGUGCCCAUUACCACCUUUGAUCUACCUACUGUGCU
This is a messenger RNA of Closterium sp. NIES-67, 1089 nucleotides long. Lineage: Eukaryota; Viridiplantae; Streptophyta; Zygnematophyceae; Desmidiales; Closteriaceae. The record is from the annotation of a GenBank genome assembly.